GGCGGGAACUAUUGGAAAUUAAAUUAAACUCCGCUCCCAAAAAAAGGAUAGUUGUUGCUACUUUGUAGUUCGAGAGUGUCAAUUGGGUUUUAGGGUUUUGGCCAUUGCAGAUUCAAGUCGAUCAUCUAAAUUUUCCGAACUUACUUUGUUAUUGCACUUUUAUUAGAUCAAGAAAGAAAGUGAGACGGGGAAUUUUGGAGGAACCGCCAGUUCCAGCCGAGCGAGAUGGAUUUUGAGUGCUCGGAUCCCAGUGUUUGGAAAGAAGCUUUGAGCAAUUAUCAGUCUAGAAUCCAAUCUCUUAACAAGCCAAAUUUGGUUUCACUGGAUGAUUUCUACUGCAGCCAACUCCCUUCUCUCCUCCUCCAACGAAGCCCUAACCCUCAUAUCACUACUCCGGAGCUCUCUAAGCUCAUGCAGUGGAAGCUCACCCGUGGCAAAUGGAGGCCUCGUCUUUUGGAUUUCGUUUCGUCCCUGGACGACUCCUUGGUGAAAUCUGCUUCUCAGAAGGCCUUUGGGAGUCUUCCUGAUAUCUCCAAAGCUAUUUCUGAACUCACUGUCCUUAAAGGUGUCGGUCCCGCCACUGCCUCCGCCGUUCUCGCUGCCUUCGCCCCGCACAUCACCCCUUUCAUGUCCGACGAGGCUCUGGAGGCAGCUCUUGGCAAUUCGAAAGAUUAUUCACUGAAGCAAUAUCUACUGUUUGCUAGCAAACUACAGGCAAAAGCGAAGGAGUUGAGCACAGAAGGAGACCCCUUCACCCCAUCAGACGUAGAAAGGGCAUUAUGGAGUUGUGCUGUGGGGACGUCGCAAGCAUCACAAUUGAAUCAGGAUCCCAAGACCAAUCCGAGCAAAACCUCCAAGAGAAAGAGGAAAAUUUGACUUGGUUAAUGAAUGAAAUUACAAGCGAUGUCUGUUCUUCACAGUCGCAGUGACUUUUGGGGGGCUGAGUUUGGUCUAGGUGUCUGGCAACAUGGUGAAAUGCAAUUUUGUUGACUUGCAAAAA
Messenger RNA from Neltuma alba, 1000 nucleotides. RefSeq lists its product as uncharacterized. NCBI's taxonomy places the organism in Eukaryota, Viridiplantae, Streptophyta, Magnoliopsida, Fabales, Fabaceae. Bases 226 to 876 code for a protein of 216 amino acids. The record is from RefSeq and is a predicted model, not a curated record. The transcript is spliced from 4 exons.